CCUACUAUUGUGUACUUUACACUGAUCAAGCUGUACCCCUGACAAGAUGCUACAUGAUUAGCAUGAUAGUUGCGUUCGUCGCCUGGGGCACUUUUGUUGGACUCUUUCCCCCAAUUUGAGGCAGCCCUUUUGGUGGACAGCAACCGGGGUCUGUAGGCUACCCCAGUGGAAGGAUGUUUAUGCGGUUUUGGGUUCCUACAAGCGGCAAACUCAACUCGUCACCUGAGCCAACUCGCUAGCGUGUUAGCUAAGCUCGAGCUCGACGAAACGCUGAGGUUGCUCGGGGGGGUUAUACUGUCUGGAAUGUUUAUAAAGGCAGGUUUUUGUUUCUGGUUAAGGUGAGGGCAGAGAGACGUAUUUAAAAUACGUGUAGUUAGGAUAGUGUAGUCAUUCACCCGAAUGGGGUGUCAUUAGGCUACAUGCUAGCAAGCGAGCUAGCUGUCGUAACAUCGCUCUUACUAAAAAUACCCCCUUGUCCUGCGGUCCCCCGCCUAAGUGGUGGCCUCGUCCGCUACAGUUUUGCCUUCUCCGGCUUUUAUGGUGACCGCACCCGGUGUUUGGCACUCUACAUGGUCACUACAGUGGAGCCAAGACGACAGGAAGAGCGAGCCGGACCCCGAGGCUGUGAGCCGGGUUGGGCUGACCUGACGCCGCAUCGCACCAGCUGCAAGGGGGUGGAGCGAGGCUUGUUGAAAGGUCAAGCAUUAAGUCGUUGUUUCCACUGUCAACUGUGUGAGAUCUUGCGAGGACAACCGUGUCAAGUGGAUCAUCAUGUCAGAAGAUCACAGCGCAGAUAACUUCAUCAAGGAAGCAUCCAUUCUAGAGGAAUACAACAUAAACUGGACGCAAAAGCUCGGAGCUGGCAUCAGUGGACCUGUCAGAGUUUGCGUGAAGAAGUCAACACAGGAACGGUUGGCCUUGAAGAUCCUCAUUGAUCGCCCGAAGGCCAGGAAUGAGGUGCGACUCCAUAUGAUGUGUGCCAACCACCCAAACAUUGUCCAAAUCUUGGAGGUGUACGCCAACAGUGUCCAGUUCCCACACGAGACCAGCCCGAGAGCUCGCCUUCUGAUUGUCAUGGAGAUGAUGGAAGGCGGCGAACUGUUCCACAGAAUCAGUCAGCACAGGCACUUUACUGAAAAAAUGGCCAGCGAAGUCACAAAGCAGAUCAGUCAAGCCUUGGAACACUGUCACUCCUUGAAUAUUGCACAUCGGGACCUGAAGCCAGAGAACCUGCUCUUCAAGGAUAACUCUUUGGAUGCUCCUGUGAAGCUGUGUGACUUUGGCUUUGCCAAAAUAGAUCAGGGGGACUUGAUGACACCCCAGUUCACUCCCUACUAUGUAGCACCUCAGGUACUUGAGGCUCAAAGAAGACACCAGAAGGAAAAGUCUGGAAUCAUACCUACCUCACCCACUCCGUACACCUACAACAAGAGCUGUGACUUGUGGUCUCUGGGCGUCAUCAUCUACGUGAUGCUGUGCGGCUACCCUCCGUUCUACUCCAAACAUCACAGUCGCACCAUUCCCAAGGACAUGAGAAAGAAGAUCAUGAUGGGGAGCUUCGACUUCCCUGAAGACGAGUGGGGUCAGAUCUCAGAGAUGGCCAAGGACAUCGUGCGCAAGCUGCUGAAGGUGAAGCCAGAGGAGAGGCUGACCAUCGAAGGAGUCUUGUCUCACCCGUGGCUCAACUGCACCGAGGCCCUGGACAACGUGCUGCCCUCCGCCCAGAUGAUGAUGGACAAGGCUGUGGUCGCAGGCAUCCAGCAGGCCCACGCGGAGCAACUGGCCAACAUGAGGAUUCAGGAUCUGAACAUCAGCCUGAAGCCACUCAACUCCGUCAACAACCCAAUCCUCAGGAAGAGGAAACUCCUUGGGCCCAAGCCCGGUGACAGUUUCUUCAUUCACGACCCAGAGAACGGCGGCGAGGACUCCAACGUAGCGCUGGAGAAACUCCGAGAUGUCAUUGCACAGUGUAUUCUUCCGCAGGCGGGCGAGAACGAGGACGAGAAGCUGAACGUGGUGAUGUUUGAAGCCUGGCGGUUCAACAGGGACUGCAAACUCCUGCGAGAUGGCCUGCAAGGCCUCAGUUGGGACGGUCGCGCGUUCUCCGAUAAGGUGGAUCGCUUGAAGUUGGCCGAAAUCGUAAAACAGGCCAUCGAAGAGAGGACAAAUCUGGAGGAGUCGCACUAGUCGACGUCUUUCUAUUCAUCCUUUUUAUAUUCAUCUUUUUAACACGGCUUUUAUAAAAAGUCAAAUGUGCUUUUCCUCCCCCUGGAUUCAUUUGCAAGUCCUAUCGUACAGCUGUUAAAAAAAAAAACAAAAAAACUUGGUACUUGCAAAGAAAAAAAAAUUUCAUUUUUGCAAAAAAAGGAGAGAAAAAUCCAUGUGAGAAAUUAUUUUCUUGGAGGGAAUUUUUAUUCGCAGCCUUUAGUAAUUUGUUUUAUCAAUGAUUUCAUUUCUUUUAACUUUCCAAUCUGUUUUAUUUAUUUAAAGAAAAAGUUCCAUUAUUUAUGUACCGUUUUUUUUUUUUGUUGUUGUUGCCUGUGAGCGGGCUUUAAAGAGAAGAAUUCAUAUUUGUAUGCACACGAUAUGUUUUCGAGCUAAAGUUGUUCUUUUUUGUAGGAGAAGCUCCUCGUCUUCGUCCUCCCAGCACAUCAAAUCUUUCCUACUGGAACUUCCUCCUUCCGCUUUUCUUUGUUGCGUCACUUUCCAUCUCGUACCCAUCCAGAAGAUUGUUGUUGUCGUCGUCUCUCGCGUUAAAGUCCCGAUUCAGCCUUCGUCGUCGGCUCAUUUUUGUACGAUUUGUUUCAAAAGCGUUCAUUUGAGUUCGACAUCCUCCUGCUUGACAAAGAAACGCCUUUUCUUUGCUCGUGGGUGUCCAUCCUCAUACGUCCUUCCUUCCCCAAUUUGUCGCCGGGUGCAUUUAAACGGCUCCCUUUUCAUCUUGUCCGGAGACGCCGUUGGUGCCCAUUCAAACCUACCGAAGCACUCAAAUCUCAAAGAAAAAAAACAAGUACAGAAUCAAGUUCCCUCGACGAUAUUGAUCAUCUUAAAACUCCAUCCAUCCAUUUUCUUUGCCGCUUAUCCUCACGAGGCUCGCGGGGAGGGCAGGAGGCGGGGCGCACCCUGAACUGGUUGCCAGCCAAUUGCAGCGCACAUACAGACAAAAAGUCACACAAAUCACACCUGGCGCAUGUUUUUGGGAUGUGAGAGGAAACGGGGAGAACGUGCAAACUCUACACAGGCGGCGCUGGGAUCGAACCCGGGUCCUCAGAACUGUGGGGCCAACGCUUUACCAGCUGAGCCACCGUGCCGCCUCCCAAAAUUCCGGCUCAACGUCGUAUUCAAGAAGCAUUCGUUAGUAUUCCCGAACACAUUUUGAACAGCUGUAAGUAAAUAAAGCCCACCCCCCAUUAUGGGGGCCUUAAUGUUGUGAUCAUAUCCCCAACCGUCCAUUUUCUGAGCCGCUUAUCCUCACAAACACAAGUGCUGGAGCCCAUCCCGGCUAUCAUUGCCCAGGGGGGCACCCUGGACUGGUCGCCAGCCACUCACAAUCACACCUAGGGGCAAUUUAGUCUCUCCAAUUGCCAUGUUUUUGGCAUGUGGGAGGAAAGCGGAGAAAAGCCACACAGGGAGGGGCGGGAUCGAACACGGGUCCUCAGAACUGCGAGGCCAACGUUGUAACCAGAUUAACCACCGUAUCCCCAUCUGGUCUCGUCCAAGUCCAUGUGCUCAUGCCUGUCAUAUGGAGUCAAGCCCACAUAUGAACAUAAUGUGGAGUAAUAUCCAUAUGUGGGUCUAGCCAAGUGGCCUUGUCCAUAUAUGGUCUAGUUCCGUGUGUUAAUGUCCAUCUUAUGGGUGUGUGUGUGUGUAUAUCAUAUAUAUGAUAUACCCCCAUCCAUAUAUGGCGGGUCCGGAUCCAAAAUGCUGCGUUGUCGCGUCCACCAACGCAUGUGUGUGCUAAAAUUGAUGAUAUGGAAUCUUGUCCAUAGCACGCUCAUCAUGUCGGCCACGAGCCAGUGUGGCAUUUCUAUGGCGACGUGUUGAGCCAGCAGAACUCCGCGUCGCUCGAUAUUCACAGCUUGUUUCUUUUCCGCCACUUAAAUGCUCGCUCUCUGAUCCCCGUGGAUGGAAUAAUAUGGAUUUUCCUUUUCCAAUCUGUCGCUGAUCGGAUAACGCCAAGGAUGAAAUAUUACACCGACGACGCUACUUUUCACGGAAAGGAAAUGAUUUCUGCCGUUUACGUUCAGCGUUAGUGAAACUAUUGAGGAUUUGGAUUUUGACUUCGUUAUGCUCUGCUCCGUCAUUUGAUGAUGUGAAUAUUUGGGGGAUUUGUUGACGAACGUGAAUCUCUUGAAAUCUCCUGGACGACUUCCAACUUCCAAAACUAUUUGAAGGCCUUAACGCACAAGCAAAAUGUGCCUUCGGGACUUCGGAGUACAAAAUUGUUCAAAUCAUUAUUUUGUAUUUUCUCAAAUAUAUAAAUCAUUCCACAAAUGGGAUUUUUUUUUUUUUUUUUUCUAAAAUGGCUUUCACAUUUUUUUGGGAGCUCAACUGAAGUAACUAAUCAAAAAUGUUCUUUUUUUUUUUUUUAAUUAGCCUUUUUAGUUUAGCAUCUGAUUCAAAAGCAUCAAUGUUAAAAAAAAAAAAAAAAAAAAAAAAGAUUUCUCAGCUGAUGUAGCACGAGCCCAUCAUUGAAGUCUUGACAUAUUUCUGCCUUCUCUGGAAUGUCUUGAACUUGCUGACUUUGUAAUAAAAGACUUUGCGAUAGCUCUCGUCUUAUGUCGUGCUUUCGUUCUCUUCUUUUUCUCAUUUAACGUUUGUUUCAUUACAUAACAUUUUGUCGCAGACGUUACAGCUCGGGUCAUGAUACUUACUGACUUUAUUCCACUAUUUCUUUUCUCCUGCAUUAUUACUUUUUGUGAUCGUGCAACUUAUUUUUUUGUCACGUUUAGGGUUAAUAAUUACUUCUUCUGUCCCAUAUUACAACUUUUUUUUCUUUUUAUCAUGCUAACCAGUUAGCUCGGUGCUUCUUGCUGCAAUGAAAACACCACAGAUUGAGCUCAAAUGCUUCCAUCGUUCAUCAUUUUGUAUGUUUAUAAAAAGAAAAUAAAAGCAUUUUAAU
Syngnathoides biaculeatus (alligator pipefish) is the source of this 5122-nucleotide messenger RNA. It is a transcript of the gene mapkapk5, whose product is annotated as MAPK activated protein kinase 5. Gene Ontology annotation, cellular component: nucleus; cytoplasm. The transcript is spliced from 15 exons. NCBI's taxonomy places the organism in Eukaryota, Metazoa, Chordata, Actinopteri, Syngnathiformes, Syngnathidae. Gene Ontology annotation, molecular function: calcium-dependent protein serine/threonine kinase activity; mitogen-activated protein kinase binding; ATP binding. The coding region runs from base 772 to 2187 and encodes 471 amino acids. Gene Ontology annotation, biological process: protein autophosphorylation; negative regulation of TOR signaling; Ras protein signal transduction. The record is from RefSeq and is a predicted model, not a curated record.